Messenger RNA from Jatropha curcas, 1556 nucleotides. RefSeq names its product transmembrane protein, putative (DUF247). Lineage: Eukaryota; Viridiplantae; Streptophyta; Magnoliopsida; Malpighiales; Euphorbiaceae. The record is from RefSeq and is a predicted model, not a curated record.
CUCUUGAAAAGUUAUAGAAAAUUUCAUCCACAAGACAGCUUCAGAUAUCUGCUUCACCUGUAAUUGUUGACUCCAAUGGGUAGCAAAGAAGAAGGAGGCUGUCAUACAAUACAAAUUUGGGAGGCAAACAGAGAUCAUCUCAAACUAAUGCACCAAAAACUCUCAAACCCACCAAAAUUACUAGCCAAAUCUGCUGCUAAGUCUUCUUGUUGCAUUUUUAAGGUGCCUCAAAGCUUCGUAGACAUAAAUGGUAAGUCUUAUCAACCUCAUAUUGUCUCAAUAGGUCCUUACCAUCACGGAGAGCCUCACCUUAGAAUGAUUGAAGAGCAUAAGUGGAGAUACUUAGGUUGUUUGCUUUCUAGAAUCCAACUUAAAGGCCUUUACUUAGAAGACUUAUUAAAAGCGGUAGAACCACUAGAAAUUGCAGCAAGAGAAUGUUAUUCAGAAACUAUACAAAUUGAGAAAGAUGAAUUUUUAGAAAUGAUGGUUCUUGAUGGUUGUUUCAUUAUUGAACUUUUCAGAAAAGUUGGUGACGUGAUAGAAGUUGACGAUGAUGACCCUAUUUUCACAAUGCAAUGGAUCAUUGCUUUUUUUUACAGGGAUUUAUUAAGACUUGAAAAUCAAAUGCCCUUUUUUAUUCUUGAAAAAUUAUUUGAAUUAUCAAGAAUGCCUGAAGAAGAACAAUCUUGCGUCUCUUUAUCCACUCUUGCGUUAAAUUUCUUUAAUUAUUUCUUACAAAGGCCAGAUGGAUCAAUCACUAGGCAUGCUAAUCUCAAAGGAAGACACAUUCUUGAUUUAGUUCGAUCAAGUUAUAUAGAUUUCGAACGAAGUCAAGUAGAAAACAAUAACCAAACACGAACCCAUAUCAUUCAAUGUGUAUCAAAGCUUCGUCGUGCAGGAAUUCUACUUACUCCAGGAAAGGCAGAUAGCUUCUUGGUGGUGAAGUUUAACCAUGGAGUUAUAGAAAUGCCUACAAUAACUAUUGACGAUGCUAUGAGUUCUUUUUUGUUUAACUGUGUAGCGUAUGAGCAAUGCCACAAUGGAAGCUCCAAACACUUCACAACAUAUGCAACUUUCUUGGAUUGCUUAGUAAAUACAAACAAAGAUGUUGGGUAUUUAUGUGAUCACAAUAUUAUUGAGAAUUACUUUGGUACUGACGCAGAAGUUGCAAGAUUCAUCAAUAAUCUUGGCAAGGAAGUUGCAUUUGAUAUUGAUUUGUGCUAUUUGGCUAAGUUGUUUAAUGAUGUUCACUUAUAUUACAUGAAUAGUUGGCAUGUCCAAUGGGCAGGAUUCAAGUAUACGUAUUUUGAUACUCCAUGGUCUUUUAUAUCUGCUCUAGCUGCUCUCAUUCUUCUGGUUUUAACUGUUACACAAACCUUCUAUACCAUUUAUGCUACGUAUAGAAAUUAAAUAAAAUCUAUUAGUUAGAUUGUGUAGAUUUGCUUGAUAUAUUUUUUAGGAAAGUUGUUUAUAUAUUUUUUUUAGGAAAGCUUUUAUGUAUAUGAGUAUGUUGUACUAUUAUAUGGUUUUUUGUAUUGGAAAUUUAUAAAAUGUGA